CCCCGCGCUCCUGCUUCACUUCAGUAAGUUGACAAUGACCUCUGCAAGCCGCAUAACCGCUCACCAACAUAUUGCUUUAGAGAUGUACGGAUCUCACCCUUACUCGAAUUCUUCCAGUCAAAAAAAUUCAGGGCCUCCGGCACCAGAAUGGCGAGUUCCAUCAACUGCGCAACAGCGGCCCUCACGGAAGCCUACGCCUGGGUCUACUCCUCCACCGCCGCCGCCACAUCCUCCACUGUCGGCAUCUUCUUAUAAUCCGAACACCUACGGCUCUAUAUCUAGUCAUUCGCAAGUUGCGUCUAACGUCGGUGCAAGUGGAUCGCCAGGCGCUAGUUCUGCGACUGUAGAUACGACUGCCUGGGGGGUAAAGUACAAUAGGCAGCAAUAUCCUAUCUACGCACCUCCGCCGCUCCCUCCUCGACCCUCAAGUACUCCUGGCCAUUCUUCCAGUGCACAGUCUCCGAUAGUGAGCCCGUCUGGUACAACAAAGCCUUUAGCAGCCGCUCCAACGUAUGGCCCUUUGUCGUCUGCCGCGGAAUACCAGCCGCAAUGGACGACAAAUGCUCCAUAUGCAUCACAACUGCCUGCUGUUAAUUCUUUGCCGCCGCCGCCGCCUCCAGUUCCUCCUGGAUACCAAAACCCAACGCCACAGCAAGGUUGUCAAACACCACAACAGUUGUCGCCUCCACCAUAUUCGGUCCUUCCUCCUGCAGAGUCAAAAGAUAGUAGCGCCCAGCAGCAUGUUUCAAUCUCUUCUACACACGCCCCAUCGCUUCAGCCAACACCUUUGGGGGAAGUUCCAGUGUCCGCUGCAAAUACUUCAUCAUGUGGAGGAGCCCUUCCUGUGACUGCUCCCCCAGUCCCUCCUAAAACCAGCGCCAAUAUUAUUCCCACAAGUACCUUUCCAUUGGAUCCUUGGGGCCCGUCCGACUGGGAACACUUGACACCCGCUCCAGGAGACAUUGAUGAUGUAGAAGCUCUUGGGCCUAAACAGAACGCUGCUCACCUGGGUGCUACUUCAGAGCUACCGCCAAGCUAUCCAGCACCCAUGCCCAGUACAACUUCAAACAGCCAGACUAUAGAUUACACGCCGUCUCCAAAUGUGUCACCUAUAACCCAGCCUAUGCAUACACAGAACGGCACAAUGGGCCAGAACACCCCUGUUAGUUCGAGCAUAACACAGGGUACCCAAGAACCGCCUCGACCAGUGAGAAUGGACACAUCCGAAUCGAUAUAUAGUAUUGCAUCUGCCACCGAAACCUCUGAGAGUAUCGAUGGUGUCAUUGAAGCUUGGAAUCGGCCCGUUACUGCAGACCCUCAACCCUCAGCCUCGCAAUCCGAUCAGCGCACUUCCUCUCAGACGGAUCAUCCAACACCAAUGCAGAAGCUCAGCCCACUUGAGAUCCCUAAACCAAAACAAGAUUUCAGUAUACCACGAAAAGAGAUUCAGUCGGGUGUGAAUACCCCCCGAUCAAGCAAUACUCCCAACGAAGUGAGCGCAAAAGUGGACGCAUCUUCUCCACAGCUCAAGCUGUUAGACCCUUAUGACGACUUGGACCCAUGGUCAAAGUCCUCCUUAGAGCGUUAUGUGGCAAUGUUGCGUAAGGAGGCCGUCGCUGAUUCUGAUGCAGAACGUUUCAAGAUAUUCACGGCCUUUAUGUCCAAGGAGACGAAACUUCGUGAGAUUUUGUACAACAUCGAGCAUGAACCGGAACUUGAAGAUGUUGCUGAUCAACGACCAACAUCAGAUUUGCAGCAGUCCGGUAGAACUACACCGCCGAUUGAGUCAGGCUUGAUUCCGGUUGAGCUAGAGGAAAGCAAUGUAGAAUCAGCCGAUGUUUCGGAAGACCUGGAGGACGGAAAGUAUAGCCCGGGAGGACGUCCUAUUCUUCCUAGGGUUCACACGCCUAGUACUCUUGGUCUCGAGAGGCCUGCCUCUCAACCACCGGGCAAAAGCCAUAACUCAGGGCAGCAACAUCAGUCUCAGGCACUAAGAGCUACGUCGGUGCCGCCUUCUCUGCUUGGUAAACAGGAGCUGUCUCCUUUAAUGAGCAACCCUCCGCAGCCUAUAUACACACCGUUUCGUUACACCGAAGGCCCUCAGCGGGGCUCUGAUCACCUUGUGGUUGGUCGCCCUGCAUACCAGGCCUACUCGGCCUUGCGACAAGCCUCAGCAGAAAGCGGACGGGUGAUGUCGAACGCCCCUCUCUUGGGGUCUCAAGAAGAUCCAAAUUCCACGACUACUCAUGCGGGAAAUAAUGGGCAUGAUGAAACUUUCAUCGGCCUAAUCAGGGAGAAAAGCGUUACAUAUCGCAAGGCGUCGCGUAGAAAGUCAUCCCCGCCUCCUUUACCAAUGUCCCUCAGACAGGGGAGGCCUACUGGCCCAGUUGACGACCUGCGUUCUAUGGUAUCGUCACCCCUGGCCAAGCAGUCAGAAAGCUCAUGGCACAUCACAACACGAAAGGACCUAGAGAAGUAUUCAAACGACUUUGAUUAUAUCCAAGAGGCAGUCAACUCCUGGGAAACAGCGAGCAAAUCUCGCAGAGAGAAUUUGGACAAGGAACGUAUGCAUCGCCAAGAGCUGUCGGAGAAGCGAAUUGAUGAGUUGUUCAAUGGAAGAGAGAUAGGAUAUGCAGACAUCAAUGUCCUAGAGGAGGAUUUCCGCCAAACGGAGGCUCGUGCCCAGUUAGAUGAGGAAAGAAAAGAACUGGAAGACUAUAUUGCAGAAGUGUUCAACCCCUUGGAUGAGCGCCUGAAAAAAGAAAUAUCCGCACUCCAAGCCCAGUAUGACUCUGCGCUUGGCCAGCUUGACCACGAGAACAGCAAGAUCAAGAACUCAGUAACGGACAAGUACAACUUGUCUCAUACGAUGAAAACGGUCAAUGAGAUUUACCAAAAACUCGAGAAUCGAUACCAGAGACGUCUUGAAAUUGCUUUAGACCGUGAACACCGGCGAAAGAAGACCGAAAGACGGCCCCUCGUUUUCAUUGGUGACUCAGUAGCCCUCAAGCAAUUGGAUCAAGAAUUCGAUGAAAUGGAGAAGCGAAAUGUUUUAGAAGCGGCGAAAGAUCGAGAUCAGAGGGCUAACAGGCUCAUGGAUUCAUUCGAUGAUGCAAUCAUGCACGGCCUGGGUGAGAAUCAAUGUCUUCUCGACGACGUUGCAGGGAAAUUAUCGAAGAUUGAUACCGCAGCCAUUCGUUCGUCUAGUUUGGCUGACUCUGAGAUCGAAAAUAUGUUGAAGUCGGUCUACAAUCUUGUGGAUUCGCUCCGUCAAGACUCCGAAUCCAUCUUGCACAAUUUUGGUAUUGCAGAUCUAGUUCUCAAUGAUGCUGAUUACGGCGUUUCCGUUGCAGAAGCGCGUUAUGCCAACGCCGAUACCGACGUAUUCCAACGACUUGAGCAGGAGAAAAAGAAAGAGGAUUCUAGAAUCCAGGCAGACCUCAAGUCUAAGCUGGAUAGUGUUCGCGCCGGACCAGCCGAAAUAACUGCUACCAUAAACGAUCUCCUUAAGGCUUCAGGUAAAGCUCCCAUUGUCAAGCCAAACCGCCCGUCAGUCUCUGUCCCUACAUAUCAUCCUAUCGAUAUCCUCUUCCCUGGCCCUCGUCCUACUGCCAGUGCUGGUCCCAAACCGCCUACUGAAGAUUCGGAACACCAGGAGCGGCUUCGGAGAGCUCUAGAAAAUGCAAAGAAGAGAAAUGCCUCAAGAAAUACUUCGCAACCGCAGAAUUAGGCACCGUUGGAGGUUAUUACCUUCUAUAAUAAAUACUAUAAUUUUUAUGCGGUCAUGAUUUUUUUUUUUUUUGGGAAGUUUUCUAUUCUUAGGGAUUUUACAGGGCCUCUUAUUAUAGAUCUAUCAACCCCAUGAAAGAUCGAUAAUAAGUAUGCAGUCUGUUAGUUAAACAAUAAGGUUCAUUCUAACAUAUAGGAUAUGGUUCAUCUUUGUCACACUGCCUUAGAGGUCAUUUAUCUGA
Messenger RNA from Aspergillus alliaceus, 3971 nucleotides. RefSeq lists its product as uncharacterized. Gene Ontology annotation, cellular component: nucleus. The transcript has 2 exons. The record is from RefSeq and is a predicted model, not a curated record. Gene Ontology annotation, molecular function: RNA binding. NCBI's taxonomy places the organism in Eukaryota, Fungi, Ascomycota, Eurotiomycetes, Eurotiales, Aspergillaceae. Bases 35 to 3730 code for a protein of 1231 amino acids. Gene Ontology annotation, biological process: box C/D snoRNP assembly.